Naumovozyma dairenensis CBS 421 is the source of this 630-nucleotide messenger RNA. It is a transcript of the gene XPT1, whose product is annotated as xanthine phosphoribosyltransferase. The transcript has a single exon. Gene Ontology annotation, molecular function: hypoxanthine phosphoribosyltransferase activity. Gene Ontology annotation, cellular component: cytoplasm. Bases 1 to 630 code for a protein of 209 amino acids. Gene Ontology annotation, biological process: hypoxanthine metabolic process; IMP salvage; XMP salvage. NCBI's taxonomy places the organism in Eukaryota, Fungi, Ascomycota, Saccharomycetes, Saccharomycetales, Saccharomycetaceae. The record is from RefSeq and is a predicted model, not a curated record.
AUGAGUAACGCUGAUAAGAUGUACAUCUCGUACAAUAACAUUCACAAAUUAUGCCAAAAGAUUGCUAAGCAAAUCUUAGAAAGGAAUGAAAGACCUGAUAUCAUUAUCGCCAUCACUGGUGGAGGUAUGAUUCCCGCUAGAAUUAUUAGAUCUUUCUUGAAAGUUAAAGGUCAAAAAAACAUUCCAAUUCAAGCAAUUGGGUUAUCUUUAUAUGAAGAUCUUGGUUUAGAUACUACUGUUGAAACUAUCGGUAAAGAAGUUAUCAGAACACAAUGGUUAGAUUUUAUGGCAUUAGAUAAACAUUUCGAUUCUUUAAUUGGUAAGAAAGUUUUGAUUGUUGACGAAGUAGAUGAUACUAGAACUACUCUACAUUAUGCUGUUUCUGAAUUAGAGAAAGAAGUUGUUGAACAACAAAAAAGAUUAAAUAGAUUAGAUGAAGAAACAUUGUUUUCUGUCUUUGUUCUACAUAAUAAAGACAAACCAAAGAAGGCAGAUUUACCAAAGGAAAUGCUUGAAUCUGGUCGUUAUUUAGCUGCUGUCACAGUUCCUGACAAAUGGUUAUGUUAUCCAUGGGAGGCUGAAGACAUUGAAGAACACACUAACUUGGCUAAAUUACAAGGAAAUGAUUGA